AUGUCUGUGCUGGAGUCUGCCGCUCACUUUCAGGCGAGAUGCAAGCUGUUCCGCAUCGGCGAGCCCCUCAUACGUACCUUGACGCGUCUGGGUUUUGAGACUCUUGGGCAGCUCGCUUAUUGCGUGGGCCAACCAGGUCAACAGCUAGCCGAUGAUCAGUGGCAUACUUGGGUCCAAACCUCCAUCCCCGCCGCAUCAGCCGGGGAAGCUGCGAGUGUACGCCGACUCGUCUUCGAGGCGCAAACACUUACCUUGGCAGAUCUCAAGGACCAGGUUACCAACCCCAGUGCCUCUGCCGCCCGACCCCUUGCAGAAGCAGAGCGCGACAAACGCAUGGCUGCUUUAAAGGCCAAGGUUUCCGGUGUGAUCAUAGAAGGUGAUGCGGAGCCCAGCCGGGCCCUGUUGGAAUUGGCCUGCACCAUGAGUUCGCUGGAUGAGAUAAGGUAUAUCGCCCCUGAGAAAUGCACCUCCCGCUUGAGCGAGGUAGCCCUUGCCAAGCCCCUCGCCCGUGUCGUCGAGCUGGAGCAGCAGCGGCUUGUUCUCAAGGACCAGGAGCUCCCGUGUGACGCCCAAGUUCACAACCCCUUGCUCCUCUCUGCAGCAUUCCGUCGUCGAGGACUGGCGCUGGCAUUUGCAGACGUGGUUGAUUUUCUUGCACAUGAAAAAUACGUCAAUGAGCUGAUGCGACACCUGACAAACCCCGACGCCCUGCCAGGGGGUGCUUGCCAGCUGCAUCAAGUUGUCGAGGCUGACCGCUUGGUUCAUGUGUGGAUGCUUGAGAAAGGAAUCCGGCCCCGGCGCAAGAGUGACGGAUCCCGCGCCAUGGAUGACGCUCUCUUUGAAGCGCUCUCGUCGUAUCGCGUUUCCUUCGUCUUGAUCCCUCGUGGAAGCACGGCUGCUGGGAGUGGCGGCGGUCGAGGAAGGAAGCGCAAGAAGACCAAAGAUGACAAGGGCAAGAAGGAUGAUAAAGCUGAGAAGAUUCCCCCUGCGCCCAAGGACCCACCUGCUCGCCCCCCGAAAGGUCCAGGCAAAGGUGCUGCCAACCGUGCGGCUGUCCCCAAGGCCAUUCUCGACAAGGGUGGCAAAGCCCAAACGCCCGAUGGCAAAGCCAUCUGCUACGGGUUCAGCCUUGGGGAGUGCCGGGUGGCCAACUGCCCCCGUGCCCAUGCCAACCUGUUCUGGAAGUUCGCGAACGGGCUAAUCUUUCUCCUGCAUACAGGUCACCUGGCUCUGCAAGUGACCUGCCACCCCAACCCGCCUGCUGUGGCUCUUGACUUACGUGAACAGCCUUCGCCCUGCCAGUGGGUCGUGGACGUGGCUCGUGCGGAGCAUCUUGCCCGUGCCUCUGUCAACAGCCCUUCGCUUGACGCUGCCCGGCGCAUUCUUUGCCUGCUUCCCUCUGAGGUCCCCGCACGGGGCCAAGCGCAUAGCGCCUCUCACUCCUGGACCUGCGGCAUGUGGACCUGGGGUGCCCGUGCGGGCGUUCGCGGCUUCACGAAACGUUUCCCCGCUGUGACACGUUUCUUUUGUGCUCUACUUCGCCAGCACUUCCCUGGCCACGCAUUCACGAAUGCUGCUGUGUUCACAAACCUGCGCGCGGAACCGCACGUUGACUCCUGCAACGUACCUGGUUUCCCCAACCUGCUUCUGCCAAUCAGCCUUUUCCGGGACGGCGACGUCUGGCAAGAAUCUCCAGUUGGCCGUGUUCCGCUGGCAGGGCACGAUGCCCUGGGCAUACGGCUCCGCGUCAGUUUGGGGCCCCAGACCUUAGACGCCAGCCGCCUGCAUGCCACACUCCCUUGGAAAGGCGUUCGGUGUUUGCUUGUGGGAUAUUGCCUUCAGGGUUGGGAGCGGCUGUCCGAGAAGGAACGACAGGAGCUCCUUAGUUUGGGUUUCCUUAACCCCGGUUCCCUAGUCCAGCCUGCCCCUGUGCGGCCCCUCACGCCCCCCACCCCGCCUUUAAUUUUGGAGUUAUUCUCCGGGUCUGGUCGCGUCACUGCGGCCCUGCGUGCACUUGGUUUUGAGGCUGUUGCCAUUGACAAGGUCAAGAGCGUUGGGUGUGCCGCCCCGCCCUGGGUGCUCGAUGUCUCUACGCCAGACGGCCUUGCCCAGCUGCUCCAACUUGUGCAAAACCCGCGCGUCUUGGGGUUGUUCGCCGCUCCGGCUUGUGGCACGUGUUCUCUGGCCCGUGGCAUUCCGUGCUGGGACAGCCAGGGCAAUCCGGUGCCUGUGCCCCGGCCUCUGCGGUCAGACCGUCACGCGGACGGUAUGCCCGACCUCCCCCCCGGUGAUGCUCGCCGUGUGCGCCUUGCAAACGAAAGCUACCUGGCGCUUCGACAGGCCGUGCGCCUGGGUGUGCAGCGUGGCAUCUUGAUUGCUGUGGAGAAUCCGCGGUCAUCCUUGUUUUGGAAGACUUCCUUUUGGCGCGACGUGGCUCCUGCUUUUCGCUAUGUGGAUCACCAGGCGUGCGCCUAUGGUGGCGACCGCCCCAAGUUCACCCGGAUUGCCUACACGCACCCUUCUUUCGAGUCCUUGUGCAAGCUGUGUCCCGGCUGCCCUGCGCAUGCGUCUUGGGGUGUCGACCCCGCGGCCCCCAACGGUUUCGCCGCCAGUCGGGAGACCGCCUACCCUCGUCCCUUGGCUCAUGCCAUUGCGCAGUGCUUCGCGAGUGCCCUUCCCACUGUCGAGCCGCCGGGCCUCCAGCUUCCGGCGUUACGCAGCCUGGCUGGACUUCAACCAAAAGCUAGCAAGGUGCCAGCCUUGGUCCCGGAGUACAAGACCACUUGCGUGGUCCGGGGGCCUGCCGCCAGCCUGGUCCCGCCUUGCCAACCCAUGCAACGCCUCGAGCAGGCUUGGCCGGUGCCUGCGGAUUGUCAAUGCAGCUUGAAGGUCAUACCUCCCUAUGCUCAGUUGCUGCGUCUCAGUCCGGUUAAAAUGGGAAAGCAGGAUGAGGAAACUCGUAGGCAUGUUGAAUUGGCGUGGGGCAUUCCGUGGUCGCCAAGUGAAUUCAUUCAGUGUGCUUGCAAAGCUGUCCACCCUGUGGCCCAAGAAGCACAAUUACCCAGCGAACUUCUUCAAGCCGUCGAAGUGAAUUGCAAUGCGACGACAGCGUCGGCCCUUGAAGGGAAGCGCACAGCUUGGUUUGAAAAAUGGUUCAAACGGUGCUUGGAACUCAGGACAGACGAAUGCAAACUCAAGGAUGGCAUGCAUCCCGACGUCCGAGGCAUCCUUGAACCUAAAAACCUUCUUGUCUGGCGCGAAAUCUUAGAUGACCUCAACUACCCUGACAAAACUGUCAUCGAGGAGGUGAUUUCAGGGACCGUGUUGACUGGUGAAGUUCCGAGUACUGGGCUAUUCAACCCUGUUUUCAAACCCGCGGCAAUGUCCGAGGACUUGUUGCGAGACACCGCCGAUGAGGGCAGGCACAGUGUCUUCCGGAGUGUUAAGUCGCAGGGUGAUUUGCUUGACCAAGAAGUAAAGAAGCAAACCCUUGAAGAACUACAGAAAGGUUGGUUAGAAGGGCCCUUUGAUCCGUCUGAGCUGCCUAACGGCUCAGUAGUUUCUCGCCGGUUCGGGAUCCAGCAAGGGUCAAAGGUACGUCUGAUAGACGACCUCAGUGCAUCGCACGUCAACUCGUGUGUCCAAACAAAUGAGUCUCCAAAGCCCCAUUCCACCGACGUUCUUGCUGCACUUGCCAUUCAGCUCAUGAGGUCCACCAAUGAGCCACUCUUGGGUCGUACCCAUGAUUUGAAAGCAGCAUAUCGACAGCUGGCGGUGUCCCAGAGUUCCGCUUGGUGCUCGUACGUUUGCAUCUGGGACCAUGAGCGUGCCGCCCCCGUGUGCUUCAGGCUCAAAGCGUUGCCUUUCGGCGCGUGCAGAAGCGUUUAUUCGUUUCUGCGCGUAGUGCAUAGCAUCUGGUUCAUAGGGACUGUUGGGUUAAGCCUCCCUUGGGUUUGCUAUUUCGAUGACUUCAUCACGAUUUGUUCGGGCAGCCUCGCACACAGCACUGACGCUACCAUCAAGCGCUUAUUCAAGCUCCUGGGCUGGACACUGUCCAGUGACGGAAAGAAGGACUUGCCGUUCAGGAGGUCUUUCGAAGCUCUUGGCAUCGUCGUCGAUUUAGAGGAGAGCGCGAACAAAGUUGUGAAGUUUGCAAACACCCCAUCCAGGGUGAGCGAACUCUGUGGGUCCAUUGGCGACAUACUCGACGCUGGUUCCCUCAAACAGCCUCUGGCCUUGAGGUUGAGGGGACGCAUGCAGUUUGCUGACAGUCAAUUGUUUGGAAGGUCCGCUAGGAUGUGCCUUAGACAAGUCACCAAGCACGCCUAUAGUGAUGUGUCCGAUACCUUGUGUGAGGAUUGCGUUUUCGCUCUGGACAGGUUCAGGAAGAUGCUUCUGGAGCACAAACCCAGAGUCUUGAACGGAUCUUUGCGGGAAAAAUUCGUCAUCUUCACGGACGCCUGCUUCGACCCAGAGGCAUCGGACUGGGCGUGUGGUAUUGGUGGCCUGCUGUUCUCUGACAGAGGUAAACUCCUAGGUGCCUUUUCCGAGCAACUUGAGCGCUGGCAGAUUGAAGCAUUGACCGAGGGCUUUCGUAAGACGGUCAUUUUUGAAGCUGAACUUUUGGCAGUUAUCGUUUCGCAGCUUGUAUGGGGACACGUCAUCAGACAUGCACCUGUGCUGUGGUUCGUUGAUAACAAUGCCUCCCGCGACAUCGCGAUUUCAGGCUGCACGAGGUCUGACAAUGCACAAGCGCUUCUAAAUGUCUUGCUGGAGAGCGAGGAGCAGUUCGAUGUCAAAGCAUGGUACGCCAGGGUUCCUUCUCCGUCUAACCCUGCUGACCAUCCCUCUCGAACAAAGCUGGAGUCCUACGUUCAUGGUAAGCUUGAGCGGAGCACGAAGCUUGCUGUCAACUUGUUGAUAGCGCCUUCGUGA
Symbiodinium natans is the source of this 4935-nucleotide messenger RNA. NCBI's taxonomy places the organism in Eukaryota, Dinophyceae, Suessiales, Symbiodiniaceae. The record is from the annotation of a GenBank genome assembly.